UGCAGUUCGACCACGAUAUGGCCGAUAAUAAUAAACUGGAUUUGGUUACUUCGGAUUUGUUCAACGACCAGGUCACUUUAGGUCUGUUGACCGUUCUCGAAAACACUACGGGUGUGAGAAACUUGACGGUCAAACAGAGUCUACCGUGUGAUAAGACAAAAAUAAGUCUAUGGGAGCAGCGAAAUGGGUGUCUACUACCAGACGACGUCAAGUCGUUUUACUUGUCAUGCGAUGGGUUCAAAUUGACUUGGUCGUAUAGAGUUGAAGGCAUUACGUCUGAUAUUGGAGGCGCGUCCAACUUGCCCAUCGGAAACAUCACUGUGAAUCCGCUGUCCGACUUGGUCCGGCUAUGUGAUGUUAAAUCGGACACGGUCAACGUAAACGUGAUGCGUGACUUGCAGUUAUUGGACCGUUUAUCCGACAAGAACACGCCAGACUUCACAGAGAACUCGAAGAUAUUCGAACUGGACUCGAGCUCAGACGUAGGUCAUGUGUGUCUGGUGUACCUGGAUGGCCAGACGGCGGUGGCGUCUGCGAUGGCGAACCGGUUGGAAGUUCAUCCACACGAAGAGCACAGCAGCGCAUCAGUUUGGCUGUUGGACACCACGUACCGCUGGCACUUGCUCGCCCCGAACUUCAGCAACUAUUUCAGAAAGGCUCUGGUUCACAUGGGCCUACCUCACUGGCAACUCAAGUUCACCGACAUGGGACUUACGUCCAUCGGUGAGUUUUUUAUGAAUUUAGUGGCCCCACAAUUGAACGUGACCGAUCGACUUCCUGUAAUCGGCCAAUUAGACGAUGACGAACAAUCUACCAUAGAUAGCGCUGCUCCAGUGAAUCACUUAGAUCCUAGUAUUUUAAAAACUACGUUCAAGAUGUCUAAAAGUAAAAAAAAUUCAAACAAAUAAGAGUUCCUACUUGAAUUAAG
This is a messenger RNA of Melanaphis sacchari, 928 nucleotides long. Its product is annotated as tubulin polyglutamylase complex subunit 2. Bases 18 to 908 code for a protein of 296 amino acids. Gene Ontology annotation, biological process: protein polyglutamylation. The transcript has 4 exons. Lineage: Eukaryota; Metazoa; Arthropoda; Insecta; Hemiptera; Aphididae. The record is from RefSeq and is a predicted model, not a curated record.